UACAGAAUUAUAAAUAAUAGUUUCAUCUGUGGAAUACUGCUUUCCCUGUUUUGUUAAGUCAUUCCAAACCACGUUGUUAGCACAUGGGCUCGACCGACCACUUUAGAUUGUCCAACUACUUAAGCGCGCAGUUUGUAAGUUGGACUGAUAAAGUUUUGUGCCAAGGAUUCGUGAGUUCCAUAGCAGAGAAUUGAUUCACUUGUGGACAUAUGAUUAUCUUUUAUCGUCUUUUGUGUGUUUUCUUCAUCGUGCAUCUGAACAUAAAAUUGGAAGGGGGAGGAAAAAGAGGAGGACUCACGCUCAGUCGCCGGUCUCGUGGCUUCUUUGUAUACAGCAGCUGUGCGUAAAUGCAUGGGCAUCUUCUUGGGCUCUGUCCAACCUUCAUAGGCUUCCGCGGACUCAGAGCACUUGACCCACGUGGGGAAGGAAUACGAGAGGUGAACUCUAAGCUCUGCUUGCAGCGGCAGCUCGUUUAGCCCAGCGCAGCCCGGGUCAGUGCACUGCCCGUGUUUCUCCGUUUGUGGAUUGUCAGCGGCAGAAGCACACUGAGCUGUGUGCAGAGUAGCUCCUGCUUCAGCUGCGCGCCACUCUUUCAACAUGGAUGUACGCUUUUAUCCCGCUGCCGGGGGAAAUUCUAUUCCAGGAGACCCACCGAACCUGGAUUUUGGUCACUGUCUGGGCUACUACAACUUUAACAAGUUCCAGAAUAACAACAACUACAUGAACAUGGCCGAAGCGAAUGGGGCGCUGCUCAAUGCUGGGGAUACGUUCCAUACACCCAGUUUGGGAGAUGAGGAGUUUGAGAUCCCGCCCAUCACACCACCUCCUGAGACCGAGUCAGGCAUGGGUCUAUCAGAAGUGGUCUCUCCAUACCCGGGCAUGUCCGAGCAUACGCACCUGCACCGGGGGCACCUGCUGCCACAGUUCCCCCCACAGAGCCUGGAGCUGCCCUCCAUCACCAUCUCACGCAAUGCUAUGGACCAGGAAGGAGGACCAGGCAAUAAUGGCCAAUCUGUGAAUGUUGGACCAGGCCAUAUGCGGCAGUACCAACCUAACCCAGCCAUGGUGAUGAAGUCUAUAAUCAACAUGCACAGUCCCAAUGGUAUGAUGCAGAGGAAUCAGCUUUCCACCAUUAACCAGUCGCAGAUUAAUGGACAGCUGAGCCUAAAUAUGGGAGGACACAACAUCACCCACACAUCCCCCUCACCACCUGCCAGCAAGUCUGCCACGCCCUCUCCCUCCAGUUCUAUCAAUGAGGAUGAUCAAGAUGACACCACCAGGAUGAUUGGAGAGAAGCGACCAGCGCCAGUAGAUCCCUCAAAAAAGCCCAAGACUCCCAAAAAGAAGAAAAAGAAGGAUCCUAACGAACCUCAGAAGCCUGUGUCAGCGUAUGCUCUUUUCUUCAGAGACACUCAGGCGGCCAUCAAAGGCCAGAACCCCAAUGCAACUUUUGGAGAGGUGUCCAAGAUUGUUGCUUCCAUGUGGGAUGGCCUUGGAGAGGAGCAGAAGCAGGUUUACAAAAGCAAAACCGAAGCAGCCAAGAAGGAAUAUUUAAAGGCCCUUGCAGCAUACCGAGCCAGCCUUGUUUCCAAGGCUGCAGCAGAGUCAGCAGAGGCACAGACCAUCCGCACGGUGCAACAGACUCUGGCCUCCACCAGCCUGUCCCCAGGAAUGGUACUUCCUUCUCCACUGAACCAGCACCCCUCCAUGCCCUCUGCCUCCCAGGCUCUUCAGCAGGCCAUCCCUCGGGCUAUCGCCCCCAAGCCCCUGCAGAUGAGACUAGGGGGCAGUCAGAUUGUCACCUCUGUCACAGUGUCCCACCAGAACAUGAGUCCUGGGAUGCCUCCCCAGAUGCUGGGGCAGAUGGGGGCAGGAGGGGGUAUGGUUGGGGGACAGUCGUCGGCCGUGUCCCAGAUGAGCCCACCCAUGCAGAUGCAUCCACAGCAGAUGCACCAGCAGCAGAUCCAGCAGCAGAUGCAGCAGCAGCACUUCCAGCACCACCUCCAGCAGCAGCUACAGCAGCAGCAGCACCUGCAUCACCAGCAGAGCCUGCAUCACGCAAACCACUUCCACCAUCAACAGCAGCUCCAGCACCUGCAGCAUCAGGCACAGUGUACUCCCCACUCGCCUCCGCAUCACUCCCCCAGCACCCCACACUCCGCCCCCAUAGGCAGCCCUCAACCUGCACAACAACAACAAGCGCACCCCUCCCAAAUCCAAGCCCAUGCCCAGGUCCUGUCCCAGGUCAGCAUCUACUGAGCCCAAAGGAACCGCUGGACCGCAAAGAGAAUAAAAGCAUCAUUCCAUGUUGCUUUUUCACGUUGCACUUAAGAAGUGUGUAAAAGAUUCAGAAUGUUAUACAAAGAACCUGUUUAUUGUUCAGGACUAUAGACUGUAUAUAGCUGGAGCCAACCAUCCACUUUUUGGAUGGGAUGUCUCAAGGUAUCCAAAUUAUGUUUAUAAAGCUGUCUCAAAGACACAUUUGUUACAUAAAGUCUACACAAAAAGCCAUAUCACAAAAUUAUAAUGGAGUGUAGAGUCCAUUUUAGUUUCUGUUCAUGUCAUAAGGCUCUCUGACACAUGCUCCAGUUGUUGAGAGAAACAUGUCUAUAUACAGACUAUGUUCUGCGUGGAAAUGCACUCGUGUACAGGGGGUAACUAGCUGGUUUGUCUAUAAAAUAGGCUGAACUAUGACUCCAGUCUGUCAGGGCAUUGCCUGGCAGUUGUUUGUGAGGUCUUUGAGUUAGUGGACUCCAAACUGACUGGGCACUCAAUAUGUUGAAAGACGUGUGUCUUUCACUGUUUUAUUUAACAAUAAAGCUUUAUUUAUGAGGCCGGAGUUGACAGUCAAGCAGGCUGGCGGACAUUUUGAAUGCCACAAAAGGAUUUUAACAGCUCGGCUGUGGACUGAAUGACUUGCUGGAAACCAGUAAAUCACUCGUCGCUCUGUGGCCAAACACUGGCCAGUGUAUACCAAGACUUUCACUUCUCCAAUCUGUCACUUUUAUUCAUUACAUUCACACAUUUUGUCAUCAAAAGCAUGAAACAAUGUGUUCAAACUAUCAGGGUUUAUAAGGCCGUGGUAUUUGAGCACGUUUCAAUCAUGUCACAAUGUGGCCCUGGCAGGACACAAAAGAGGAACAGAAGGGAAAAAGCUUUGAGAAACUGAAAGGACUGACACAGAAGCUCCAUGAAUCAUUGAUGUCAUCACAUCCUCAAAUGUAGCUGUAAUCUGCUGUACAUGUUGUAUGUGGAGAGUCCACUGUACCCAGAGAGGAUUCACCUGCAGUGGAGAACUGGCAACCCAAACCUUUCUUCUUGAGAUGUUUAAUUAAAUUAUGUUUUAUUUUGUGUAACAAAGGGGAUAUUUUGUGCUAAAUACAAAAUUCAGGAUCAAGGCAAGUACCUUAGUGGUGGAUGUAUUUUUACUGCUCCUUGAUACCACAGUUGUUUUAAAAGAAAUUAGCAGAGCCAGUUUGCUGCACUGCCAAAGCCCAUUCACGGGGCAUUGGAGGUAUUUUUGCCAGCUGUACAAAAGUCCCUUAAAUGAAGUUGUACAUUUUUCAUAUCACCUGAUGUAAAGUUUGAAUAUGUGACGCUUUAAUGAAAACAUUGUUAACGACCUGUGGAUUGCUAUAUCACAUAGUGCAUUUCUGCUCUUUUAUACUUUUUUAUGAGUUACAAUAGAAGCAAGUCAUUUUGUUUGUAAUUUGCUUACAGACCUACUGCUUUGGAAAACUGUGCAUAGAAUAAAAGGAUAUUGUUAUGAACUUGGACAUGUUCUUUUUUUCAGCUCACAAUAGGAUCAGUAAUUUAAUGUUUAAUGAUUUGUGCUCAGCCAUGAAGACUUAUCCAGAGACAUUCCAUCACUAAUAUG
Boleophthalmus pectinirostris (great blue-spotted mudskipper) is the source of this 3877-nucleotide messenger RNA. It is a transcript of the gene tox3, whose product is annotated as TOX high mobility group box family member 3. Gene Ontology annotation, molecular function: chromatin DNA binding. Bases 598 to 2259 code for a protein of 553 amino acids. NCBI's taxonomy places the organism in Eukaryota, Metazoa, Chordata, Actinopteri, Gobiiformes, Gobiidae. The transcript has 7 exons. Gene Ontology annotation, cellular component: nucleus. The record is from RefSeq and is a predicted model, not a curated record. Gene Ontology annotation, biological process: regulation of transcription by RNA polymerase II.